UCAUUUUUUUUUGGGUCCAUUAACACUACAACAUUCCACUUUCCCCAUUUCAAUUUCAUUUUGCCCUAGUUACUUCAUCCGUCUCUCCUCUCUGCUCUACCUUAUCGCUCUACUCUAUCUCGAUCGCUCACCUGCAAGACUCCCCUCUCUGAAAAAUAUUUUGCCUUUUGAUUUCAUCACCAUCUCUCUCUGGAGUUCCAACCCUUAUUACGUUUCUUUGCCGCCACUGCGCUUAUAUGUGCGUUGAGGAAGGAUAAAUAAUAAGCUGACAAUGAAACGAACGGUUAGUGAAGUGGAAAAAGUGAGUGAACAAAAUACCGAAGCUUCAACUUCAAAAUCAUCCCAACCACCGCCGAAGAAGAGACGAGGCCCGACAUGAUGCAAGAAUGUCACAGACGCGACAACCUUAUUACCUUUAAGGGUUAAUAAGUUUAGACAGCCGAUCGAUCCUGGAAGUGGUACAUAUACUAAUUAUUUGGGAACACUUGCCCGGAAGGGUAAAUUAGCUCCUUUGUGCUACAAAACUUGGUGGGAGAUGCCUAAACGGCUGAAGGAGGAUAUGUGGAACAUUGUAAAAGUAAAACCCUUCAAUAACAUUAAAAUAAUUUUUAUGGAAAAAGUGGACUAACAUACAGCAAUUAUCACAUUUUCAGGAAAAAUAUGAUGUGGGAAUCAUUUCAAAAUAGUGGACAUUAUCCUCCAUCGAAAAAAAAUGGAGGGGGUACAAAUGUGAAUUAAAAAAUGAAUACUACUCAGUUAGGGAUACAGAUGAAGAAAGAUUGGCAACCCCACCACCUAAUGUUGAAAAGGAGCAUUGGGAAUUUUUGGUUAGGCAUUAGGGUACGCCUAUGGCGAAGGAGGUCAACAAAAAAAAUAAAGAACGUUGUGGGAAGCAGACAAUGAUGCAUACUACAGGAACAAAAAGCUUUGCACGUGUUUCUGCCGAGAUUGAGGAAGACGAAGUUAUUCAGCUUUCUCGUGCAGAUUUAUUCAUCCGCACACAUGUAAAUAAGGAUGGCAAAGCUACUGAUGCUGCUACUUCGGAGAUGAUUGAAAACAUAAGAGAAUUUCAAAAAAGUUACUCUGACUCGCCUAUUAGCAGUUCCAAUGAUUUGUUCUCCAUUGUGAGGGGAGAAGAGAGAACUGGUUGUGUAUGGAUGCUUGGCUUCGGGCCUACACCAAGCGAUGUAUGGGGGCCCUUUCCUAGUAAAGCUGAACUGAUUAAUAAUGUCAAAAAAUCUCAGGAGGAGGCACGUGUUGCAUGUGUAGAGUUGCAAGAGACGAUUUCAAAAAUGCAAGCCGACUAUGACAACAAGUUGGAAAAUUUUCAAGCCAACUACAACGACAAGUUGGAAAAUUUACAAUAACAGGUGGCUAUACUAAUACAGAUGCAACAACAAAAUUGUAGUGGACAGGGUUCUGAUUCUUUAAAUGCUCCUCCUAGAGUAUCCCCAAAUUCAUUUUCUAGUCGUGAUGCCAAUUCAAUUAAGGUUAUGAACUUUUAAUUUCUCUUUUAUAUAUGUUAAAUUUUCAUUUAUUAUAAUGUGCGCUUAAUGAAUUUAUAAAAAAUGUAGGGUAAUUCAAAUCAAAUGGGCAAUCAGACUUGUUGAAGUUGAAGCUGAAGAUGAGGUCAUGGCUGUACUUUCUGAAUAUCCUUUCCCUUGGAUGGGUCCUUAUUGAAAAACUUGUACUACAUUUGUCAAAAAUUCUUAAUUCUUUUUGUAUGACAUUUAGUAGCUUUAUCUAGACAAUUUGGAUGGUAUUUUCAUAUUGACAGGUUAACUUGUGGUUGUAUUAGUAUACAUUUUGGCUUUUUGGUUGACAUUUACCAGCUUUAUCAAUCAAUAGCCAAUUUCGAUGGUAUUUUUCAUAUUGGCAGCAGGUUAACUUGUGGUUGUAUUAUGUAAAAACAAUUUGGAUGGUAUUUUUAUAUUGAUUUGUGUUAUAUUGGAUGACAUUUAGUAGCUGUAAAAAUAAAAAGUAAAAAAUAAUAAUAAUAAUAAUAAUUAUUAUUAUUAUUAUUAUAAUUAAAAUGACCGCUUUACCAACUCUUGUUCAAAAAGUGCUGGCAUAGGGGGAAAAAAUAAAAAUAAAAUAAAAUGACCCAAAUACCAGCGCUUUUUCAAAAAGCGCUGACGCAUGGAAAAGAAAAAUAAUUUAAAAAAAAAAUUAAAAUGACCUCAGAACCAGCAUUUCUUGAAGAAGCUCUGGCAUAGGGGAAAAUAAAAUAAUAAAAAAAAAAAAUUAAAAU
Molecule: messenger RNA, 2251 nt
Organism: Cornus florida
Lineage: Eukaryota; Viridiplantae; Streptophyta; Magnoliopsida; Cornales; Cornaceae
Exons: 7
Coding region: 849-1367 (172 amino acids)
Source: RefSeq, a predicted model, not a curated record